AAUUGAGCUGCUCCUCAUAUCUGUUCACCCUCGGUUCCCAGUCCUUCAUCAUUUAUGAUUCCGACUCCGCACAUUGACCCCUACCCUCUUGCCCAUGACACUGACUCAGCCCCAUGGUCCAUAACCACCUGCUCAUGACUCUGACCCCAUCACGCAAACUCUUGAACACCUCAACAGCCCUACCCUGAUUCUCUCCCAAUCCCUCUCACUAUUAGUCCUAUCCUGACUCACUGCCUCCCCACUUGACCUUCACCCAUCACCACACUCCAUUCCCCUAUUGCAUCCUGUCCCCGUGUCCCUUGCUUGGUCCCUCUAUGAUCUCAGUGCCUAGGGACAGACCUAUCUGUGUGGACAUCGAAUUCUCCAACUUCCGGACCGAGGCCAUGUCCAGCUCACGGAGGGCCCUGAUUGGAGUGGGCCAGAUGACCGCGUCUGCAGACAAGGAGCACAAUUUCCAGCAGUGCCAGGAGCUGGUGAAGAUAGGGGCUGCCCGCGGAGUCCACAUGCUUUUCCUGCCUGAGGCCUUCGAUUACAUCACACCCAGCACUGAGGAAACCCUCCACCUCGCUGAGGGUCUUGACGGAGAGCUGAUAGAGAGAUACCGGCAACUGGCCAGGGAGUCCAGACUCUGGCUGUCCCUGGGUGGGUUCCACGAGCGAGGACCACACUGGGAUCAGGACCGGCGAGUCUACAAUACCCACCUGCUACUUGAUGACUCGGGACAAACUGUGGGGCUCUACCGAAAGACCCACCUCUUCGAUGUGGAUCUCCCGGGUCAGGUCUCACUCAAGGAGAGCAGCUUCACUAUACCCGGACCACAAAUUGAGCUGCCGGUUACAACUCCGAUUGGCAAGAUUGGACUUGCUAUUUGUUAUGAUCUUCGAUUCCCAGAAAUAUCUCGAACUCUAGCUGAUGCUGGAGCAGAAAUUCUUACAUUUCCAUCUGCUUUUACAUUAACGACUGGCAUGGCACAUUGGGAGACUCUCCUGCGGAGCCGGGCGAUCGAGACGCAGUGCUAUGUGGUUGCGGCUGCACAGACAGGCCGGCACAAUGACCGCCGCUUGUCCUUUGGCCACUCCAUGGUGGUGGACCCCUGGGGCUGUGUGUUGGCCCAGUGUGGACAGGGCCUAGGUCUCUGCUGUGCUGAGAUCGACCUGGACUACCUGCAGCAGGUGCGCCAACAGAUGCCCGUGACCCAACACCGGCGGUGCGAUCUCUACGGGAGUGUGGGUAAACCUCCAUCCCUUAGCUGACUGUUCUCCUCAUACUCUCACCAACGUUAAUCAGGCACCAGAACUGUCUGUGUUUAUCAAAUCUUAUACACCUGCUGCUGUCAAUAAAGGAAAUAUUACCAGGGGCUGUCCGCUUAAGACUGGC
Messenger RNA from Hypanus sabinus (Atlantic stingray), 1377 nucleotides. It is a transcript of the gene nit1, whose product is annotated as nitrilase 1. Bases 315 to 1253 code for a protein of 312 amino acids. Lineage: Eukaryota; Metazoa; Chordata; Chondrichthyes; Myliobatiformes; Dasyatidae. The record is from RefSeq and is a predicted model, not a curated record. The transcript is spliced from 6 exons. Gene Ontology annotation, molecular function: hydrolase activity, acting on carbon-nitrogen (but not peptide) bonds, in linear amides.